CUAAUUGAAACAUUUUAAACUUCCAUGUAGACCACAUGGAACACUUCUGAGGGCCAGAUAGGGUCCCUGUGGGCUGCCAGCUUUCGACCUCACCUUUGGGGUGAAUGGGCACAUCUGCCAGCUAUUUUUACAUGACCGGCUGAGAGCCUAGAGGACGGAUAGGUGGGGGUGGGGUCAGGGUUGAAGGAGAUGAGCACCAAAGCAUCAAAAAAUUGGAAUUUCUAGUCUUUCUGCCACUGCUAGAAGGCAUCUAUGCCCUCAUAGAACUGAAGACUAGAGAAGGCAGAGAUUUGUCCGAGGUCAUGCAGAGCUGAUUCCUGCAGUGGGUCCAGACCCCACGUAUGCCGGCUCCUAGCCAGUUCUAUCACACAAACCGCUGCCUCAAAACCAGGCCACACUGUCUGCCCAGGACACCAAACCUGGCUCCACCAGGAGCAUAAGAAACUUCCCAGAAGUUGGAAAGAGAUGCCCUUUCUACCCAGAGUCAAAGUUCCCCUGACGCCUGUCCAGCCCAGAUUCCCCAUUGGCUCAUGGGGUCCGCCCCUUCUGGCUUCUUUCCCCUGCCCAGAAGCUCUGUGAGAGGGGACAUUCCCCGGGAGGUCAGUGGUCACCACAGAACCAUGACUGAGUCUGGCAAGCCCAUCCUCUAUUCCUAUUUCCGAAGCUCCUGCUCAUGGAGAGUUCGAAUUGCUCUGGCCUUGAAAGGCAUUGACCAUGAAAUGGUAACCAUCAACCUCAUAAAGGACGGGGGCCAACAGUUCUCCAAGGAAUUCCAGGCACUGAAUCCCAUGAAGCAGGUGCCAGUCCUGAAGAUUGAUGGAAUCACCAUUGGCCAGUCACUGGCCAUCAUUGAGUACCUGGAGGAGACUCGGCCCACUCCACGACUUCUGCCUCAGGACCCAAAGAAGAGGGCCAGCGUGCGAAUGAUUUCUGACCUCAUCGCUAGUGGCAUCCAGCCCCUGCAGAACCUGUCUAUCCUGGAGCAAGUGGGACAGGAGAAACAGCUGACCUGGGCCCAGAAUGUCAUCACUUCUGGCUUUACUGCUCUGGAGCAGAUCCUACAGAGCACGGCCGGCCGGUGCUGUGUCGGAGACGAGGUGUCCAUGGCUGAUCUGUGUUUAGUGCCUCAGGUGGCAAAUGCUGAAAGAUGUGCUGUGUCUGUGCCUGGCAGUGAGCUCCACUUCUGCCUUCCUCCAUCAGCCCCCCAACAGGUUCAAGGUGGAUCUCACCGCCUACCCUACCAUCAGCCGCAUCAACAAGACGCUGCUGUCCCUGGAGGCCUUCCAAGUGUCUCACCCCUGCCGGCAGCCAGAUACACCCGCCGAGCUGCGGGCCUAGCUCCCAAACCCUGCCCCGUUGGCACAGGGACAGGAGGGGUCUCAGGAGCACAAGCUGGGUGGGCUGAACAGGCUGGAAAUGAACAAGUCCUCACCAGGGAGGCAGGAGACUUGAACUCUAGCCCUUGAAUUUAAACUCUAGCCCUAGGCUGCCUUCCCGUUGAACCUCCUUCUGCCUCCAUCCCCCCAUCAAAUGCAUGUGGGAUGGCGGGGAGAUGCGGGAGCAGGGGAGGCAGAAAUAUUACGUGCUCUCCGUGUCACGGUGCAGUCAUGAAGGGGAAACGAACAUGUGAAUUAAAGUGCCUGGCAAGUAUGCUGCAGCGCCACAAGGACGCCUGAGCGCCUCUUCUCACCCCCUCUUACUGUGCCCCACUCCAAAGAACACUCACUGAAAUUUGGUCAUUAAACUGAAGCCUGGGCCUCCA
Molecule: messenger RNA, 1762 nt
Organism: Lemur catta (Ring-tailed lemur)
Lineage: Eukaryota; Metazoa; Chordata; Mammalia; Primates; Lemuridae
Gene: GSTZ1
Product: glutathione S-transferase zeta 1
Exons: 10
Coding region: 531-1466 (311 amino acids)
Biological process (GO): glutathione metabolic process; L-phenylalanine catabolic process
Cellular component (GO): mitochondrion; cytoplasm
Molecular function (GO): maleylacetoacetate isomerase activity; glutathione transferase activity
Source: RefSeq, a predicted model, not a curated record